UUUAUUGAUUUUUGCUGGCGCACGCAAUGGGUUCUCGAUUGCUAUAUGUGAGACAAAAUUCCCAGUUCCACGGAAACGGAAACUUAUACUCCUUUCCAUCACUCCUGCCCAACAGCUCGGCUUCUGCGUAACACUUCUCAUAAUGUCUAGCCCAGAGAAGAAAAUAUCCAUCGAGGAUAUUACUCCUACAUCGCAUUCUCACCAACAGUAUGGCCAAGCAACCUCCUCAGUGCUAUCGGAAGACCCAAACGGGGAACCUGUGACGGCCUCUCCCGCUCCUCCUGCGCCAAGGCAAAAGGUCUGGCAGUAUUUCUCGGCGGACGAUACCCCAGAAGAGCGGCGCCUGAUCCUCAAGCUCGAUGGUUUAAUUAUCGUAUUUCUGUUUUUGGCAUAUUGGGCCAAGGUCCUGGACCAAUCCGCCACGAGCACGGCCUAUGUUAGCGGGAUGAAGGAGGACUUGAAUCUGUUUGGAAACGAGUUGAAUUACUUGAACACCGUGUUUCAGUGUGGCUUUAUUGCUAUGCAGAUUCCCAUGACAAUGCUGAUGACGAGGGUGCCUGUGAACUACUUCCUCCCUGCAGCAGACUUGCUCUGGGGUGUUUUCACCCUGGUGCAGUACAAGGUUACCAAUGUUCACCAGCUGUAUGCCUUCCGCUUCUUUGUCGGUGUUUUGGGUGGUUUCUUCUUCCCAGCCGCGAUGUGGUAUAUGGGAUGCUGGUACAAGAGAUCCGAGUUGUCUCGCCGCGGAGCCUUUUUCUUCAUUGCCUCUCAGGUGGGGAGUAUGAGCUCCAGCUAUAUCCAAGCCGGUGCAUACAGCCACCUGGAUGGACGCUACGGUAUUGAGGGGUGGAGAUGGCUGUACAUUAUCUGCUUCGCAUGCACAAUCCCAAUUGCAGCUCUAGGAUUCGUCUGUCUGCCUGGCACACCCGAGUCCCCGAACUUCCGUUUCCUGACCGCAGCUGACGUAGAAUUGGCACGCGCCCGCAUGGCCUCUGAGCACCGCCAGGCCCGACAGAAAAUCACUGUAAAGAUUGUCCGGGACGUCAUCUUCAAAGGGUGGCAUUUCUGGGUCCUCGUCAUAUUCGCAUUUUUCUUCUCCCAGGCCGACGGCGUUGUGUCGAACAGCGGGUUACCUCUCUGGCUGAAGCAGCAGGGUUACAGCAUUGAAGACAUCAACAUUUUCACCACUGCAAGCCCAGCCGUGACCAUUGUUUCAUCUAUCAUAUGGGGCAUCAUCGCAGAUGCAUAUGAUUGCAAAGCUAGCCUGAUUGGGCUAACAGCUGCACUCAACAUAUUCGCCUGCAUCUGUCUGGCUAUCUGGGAUAUCCCUGUGGGCCUCAAGUUCUUCGCCUUCUAUCUCUCCGGAACAGCGGAUGCAAUUGCGUCCAUUAUCUACGCUUGGGCAAACGAGAUUUGCGCGGGUAACGCGGAGGAGCGCGCGCUGGUUAUCGCGACUAUGAAUACUAUUGGGAAUGCAUUCGGAGCAUGGCUGCCACUACUUGUGUGGAAAACCACCGACGCCCCAAGAUACCUCAUUGGAUAUAACUGGACCAUCGCUCUCGAUAUCUGCAUGGUCGCCAUGCUAUUUGUGCUCUGCCACUACUGGAACAGGGAGCAGCGGGAAGCGAGGGAGACAGAGAAGGUUGAGGAUGGGGGAGCAAUUAACUCCGAGAAAUCUGCGGUGUAA
This is a messenger RNA of Pseudogymnoascus verrucosus, 1687 nucleotides long. RefSeq lists its product as uncharacterized. Gene Ontology annotation, biological process: transmembrane transport. Lineage: Eukaryota; Fungi; Ascomycota; Leotiomycetes; Thelebolales; Thelebolaceae. The coding region runs from base 143 to 1687 and encodes 514 amino acids. The transcript is spliced from 5 exons. Gene Ontology annotation, molecular function: transmembrane transporter activity. The record is from RefSeq and is a predicted model, not a curated record. Gene Ontology annotation, cellular component: membrane.